Messenger RNA from Debaryomyces tyrocola, 2319 nucleotides. The record is from the annotation of a GenBank genome assembly. Lineage: Eukaryota; Fungi; Ascomycota; Pichiomycetes; Serinales; Debaryomycetaceae.
AUGAAAUAUGCGGAGAGAGAAAGCAGUGUUCAACAGGCCUGCGACUCUUGCCGGUUACGAAAAUUGAAAUGUUCAAAAGGAUUACCCCAGUGUCAUAAUUGCAAAGAACACAGUUGGAAAUGUGUUUAUUCACCUAAAGCUGUCAGAACUCCAUUAACAAGGGCGUAUUUAACGAGGGUAGAGAAAAGAGUCAAGGGUUUGGAAUCAUUAUUGAAAAGGCUUUUACCUGAAGAUGUAGAAAUUAACGAGCUUUUACGAACUAUUGAGAUUAAUAAAUCUCAUUCUAUAGACGAAGGUGAUAGCAGUGGCGGUGUAGAUGAUGUAAGUCAGCAAUUCUAUAGGCAAAUUAAUUUAACCUCCAAUGAGUUAAGCGAAAUUCCCAUUACUUUGAAAAAUAUCAACAGAAUAAGCCAAAAAAAGGCUAAAGAUAAUACUACUGAGAAGAAACGUGAGUUUCAACCUGAAGAUUAUUUGAUAAAUAUAGAAAAGAGUGAUCUAAAUUCUUUUGAUGAAAGAGAUGAUUUCAACAGUAAUUCCCAAAUUCUAUAUGACUCGAGUAUUGAUGGGAUGGCGGCUUUGUCAAAUGAUAUUGGUUUAAAUUUUGACAACUCAAAUGGGUAUUUCGGUAUCAACUCAAGCAAUGGUUUAUUAAAAUUUUUACAAGCUAAAUCGAGGAAGAAUGGGAAUGGUAUACUCAAAUUGAACAAUUAUAAUUAUGAUUUUAAUAAUGAAGAAAACGACAAUGACCAUAUAUUAGAUGACGAAAUUAAUAAUAUUUGGAAAUCCAUUAAUAGCGGUAAAAUUGAAGACUUAUUGGAUAAUCUAAACUUUCAGUCCAUUAUGGUUAAUUCUUUCUUUGAAAAUUACUACAAAGUGUAUCCUUUCAUUAACAAAAAGAAAUUUCUCUCUGAAUAUUCAGCUUUUAUUGAGAGACAAGAAUCAAGAUACAAUGAAUAUGAUCUUGAUAUUAACGAAGACGAUAAUAAAGUGUUGAGCUUUCAAGUGUUAUUGAAUACAGUAUUAGCUAUUGGUGUUUGGUGUAAGGUAGGAGAGAAUUCCAAGAUCCAUACUUUCUACUACCAAAGGGUUAAAGGUUUCAUUCAACUCUUGAAUAUCUUCGAAUAUAGUGAUACUCAAUUAUUGGAAAGUUUUGUGCUUUUAAGUAACUAUGUCCAAAAAACGAAUAAGCCUAACACAGGUUGGAGCUAUUUGGGUCUAUCAACUAGGAUUGCUACAAGCUUAGGUUUGCAUAAAGAAGUUCGAAUUGAUAAGCAUGAUUUUAAUAGUGCUGAUAAGCUAGGACUCUUUGAAGAUAUUGAAACUAGGAAAAGGUUAUGGUGGGGGAUGUAUUUUUUUGAUGUAGGUACUACUUUGACAUUUGGAAGACCAUUGACAAUCCCUCCUUUAGGUACUAUUGAUUUAGAACCGGUGUCAAAUAUUGAUGACAACCUAUUAAAUGGUAGUAAAAAUAUUGAAGAGUGUAUUGUGACUUAUCCAACUAUUUACACCACAUUGAUUUAUGAGUCUGAACUUACAAAACUAUCUACAAGAAUCUAUAACUAUAAUUCUAGUGUAUUAAAAUUGAAAAAUGACAAGUCUAAAAUGAUAGGUCUAUUAGAUAUGAAUGAAUUGUUAGAGAACUUUGUUAAGAAUUUACCACUGUGUUUUGAUGAAAACGAUGAAAAAUCAUACGCAUACGUAUUGAAUAGCUGGUCUAGUAAUCAUUAUGAUAAUGAAAAUCAAUCAAUUCCGAAAUGGUUUGCGGUAUCAAGGUUAAGGCUCAUAUGUAGGUAUAAAAAUCUACAAAUGCUAAUAUUUAGAUAUAUUUUGUGGGAGUCAACUAAUGAUAAUUCAUUUGAUUUAUCUUAUCUAAAUUUGAUAAAGAAGUGCCGUAAAGCUUGCUUCAAGUCCUCGGUUGAGACUGUUGUAUUAAUUGAUAAUUUCAUCAAAAGGAAUGAACUAGAUUACUUGUCGUCUUGGUAUGCCACGUAUUUCCUUUUCCAGGCAAUACUAAUUCCCAUUCUAAAAUUAGUGAUUAAUGAUAACUCAAAGGGCAGCGUAGAUGAUGAAUAUUAUUCUAAUAAUGAAGAAUUAUUCAACUACAUUGAGCUUUCACGGUUAAGCUUUGAUAAACUAAAGAAGUUCAAUAAGCUAGCUGGAAAAUUUAGCAAAUUAAUAGACACAUUGAUCUACGAUAAAAUAGAUGCUGUUGAUUUUAUGUCUCAAUGGAAUGAUGAUAAUAUAAGUAAUCUUGACCUGGUUAACAACCUUGACGAUUUAUUUCAAUUUGAUACGAAAUUUUUCAACCUGGAUAGUUAA